Molecule: messenger RNA, 4803 nt
Organism: Diversispora eburnea
Lineage: Eukaryota; Fungi; Glomeromycota; Glomeromycetes; Diversisporales; Diversisporaceae
Source: the annotation of a GenBank genome assembly
AUGGAUUUUUAUUGUCUUAUACAAGUACGGCUCGAGGGUCAUGAUAGUCAUGACAUACCUGUCGAAGUUGAUUAUUCACAAGGAACUUCUGUUCAGGCUGUACUUGAAAAGGCUUGCAAAACGUUAGGCAUUUAUGAUUCUUGGAAUUAUGCUUUAUAUAGUGAACUUUUCAAGACUUGGCUUUGUGAAUCUCAUUUAUUGUCAUCUUAUCCUGAAGAGGAUACAUUGAUAGUACGUAAAAAAACUCCUGAAUAUAUUGAACUUGUAUAUAAUGAAGAAAAUCCCAAAAAGCGUAAAACAUCAUCAUCUACUUUAAGUCCAAGUGCUGCUACUACAACAACAACAAAACGUAGAGGUGUCUUUAGCAGUAAUAAAUCAUGUUUGAAAACUCGUUUUCAAACUGAAACAAUUUACUUAUCGAUAAUCUUGUUCACUAGUGACAAUAAAAUAUUAAUAACUUCUGGAAGUAGAAUGUUUCCUACUGUUGAAGUAAUACGUGACAAUAGAAUUUUUGGAAAAUUUGAGGAUGAUAGUGAAGAAUUUGCUCACGUAAUAAGAACUUCUUUGGAUUGGGCUACUUCCAUAGAUAUUGAUAAGGAUGAUUCUUCAAGUGACGCAGAUUCUCUUCAUUCUUUUCAUUCAAAUUCAAGUACAAGUACGAGUGAUUUUACUCCUGAUUAUAAUCAAUACUUUGGUGAACAAGAUACGUUAUGGUCACGUGUAUUUUCCCAAGCUGCUAUAAAAUUAAAAAAUGAGUUAUCUUUAGAAUCUUUGGGACUAAUAUAUGAACACGUUGUUCAUAUGAAUUCAACAAAGUCUAAAUUUAUUUUGGCCAUUCAACAUGUUUCAAAUGUAAUUAAAGAAGAUGUUGCAUCGGAUCUUAUAAAGUCUGGAAUAUUAAAAUGGAAAAAUUGUAAUGAAUGUAACAAUUUAUAUCAAAAAGAUUCACAUCCUAUUUGGAGUAAUUAUAUUGAAAAAUGGUGUGCAAGACAAACCAAAUUAUCUCCUGGACUUUAUUUAGGUGUUUUAUAUUCAGAAAGUACUUUGCAAGGUAUUAAAAUAUUGGUACCAAAGGAUCGUAAACAAUUUAUUCCUUUGGGAAAAAUCCGAGAUGAAGCCACAAUUAAUUCAGAGGAAGCAAGUUGGAUUAAAUCAUUAACAUGUUUAAGUCAAGAUUGUUUUAUGGAUUUAGUAUUUUCGGCUACUUCAGAUGAAAACAUUGCAAGUUCAGGAAGUUUAGGACAAUUUCGGACAUCAUUUAUAGAAGGUUAUCAUAAAUUACAAAAUGAUACGAAUUUAACAUGGGAAGUUGGAGAUAUUUAUAAUGAACAAACAGUUGAUAUUUAUCUUGAUUUACAAUCUAAUCAAUUAUAUACAAUGAUGAGUGAACUUGAUAAUAAUAAUAUCGUUGAACAAUGUGAAUCUUCUCAUCCUUCUCAUAUGGAUUUAUAUUUAGAUCCUAAUGUAAAACCUGGAGUUAAAAGUAGUGUAUUUAAUAAACGUAGUAGUAAAUUAUCUCAACAACUUGAUUUUUUUGAAGAUGGAGAGAAAGUAAAGUCAAUGAACUCUAAUUCAGAUAAUGAACUGAAUAAACCUUUGGAAUUGUUACGAUUAGAUGAUGCAUCACAAGAAUCACAAGAAUCACAACUAUCUCAGCAAUCACAACAAUCACAAAUAAACAUUUCUAUCACUUCAGAACAACAAGAAAAUCAAGAAAAUCAAGAUAAUGGAUUAACAAUUGAAGUUGAGAAUAAAAGUGCUGCGACUUCCGUUGCAGAGGAAAUUGAAUCUAACUUAGAAUCAUCACCAUCAGUAACAAUUUUCAAUAACAAUAAUAUGAAUUCAAUUAGACCUUUUAUUCGGAUUAUUUUAAUAGUUAAACCUAUGCGACAACCACAUCAAAUUCGAGAACAAUAUACGUCCAAAUUGUGUACGUUAUAUCCGUUCCCAUUAUAUGAUGCGCUUCAACAUGCCACAUUUAACACUUCAUUAUAUUCAUGUUCUCGUCGUUCAAUGCAAAUUCUACAAGCUAGUCGAACUUAUUUUACUCAUGAAUUAGUUAGACAUUUACAAAAAGUUGAUAAUUUCGCAGAAGUCAAUGAAAAUAAUAUAGAAGAUUACUUUUUUGAUCCAGAUGAAUUAUUGAAAGUUCCAGAUGAAGCGAGAAGAAUGAAACAAGCACUUGAUGUAAUUCGAAAUGAAAUUGUUGCAUUAAGACAACAAUGGAAUGCAGCAUCAUGGACGAUGACGGCUAUAGAAUGGGAUCGUCAGAGAACAAUGCAAGCUUAUCGUUUUGGUGGGAGACCAAUGACUUUAAAUGUUUCAUCAAAAAAUCAGAAUCAAAGUCGCGCAGCAUCAAUUUAUAAUUUUCAUCUUUCUGAUGACAAUUCUGAUUCCAAGAGUACUAGAUCUAAUAAUUCUAAAUACGAUACUACAUCACAAAUGGAAAUUUUACGUGAUUUUAUGUUUCAUGCACCUGAUCGAGCAUGGAAUCAUAUUCGUUUUAUGGGAAUUUCUCUUCCUAUUUCAAACAAUAAUUCAUAUAAACCACCACCACCAAUUUUAAUAUCAUAUUUAUCAUCAUUAUCUUCUGUUCCGAUUAAGGAACCCAGUCAUAGAUUAAUGAGAACAUUUGGAUUCGGUAAACAAAGUUUCGAACCAUAUGAAGUAAACAAUAAUUUACAUGUGACUAAUAAAGAGAAUAAGAGAAAAUCGUUGAAUAAACUAAUUUCAAUAGGAAUCAAAGAAAAUAAUAAAGAGGGCACAGAAGAAUUUGAGGAUUUAAUUGUUAUAAAUGUUGAUGAACCCAAACAAGCUGAGCGUACUGAACAAACUGAACAUACCGAACAAUUAGUGAAUGCAAAUUUAGAAAUUAAUAUGAACCAGGAAGAUAUUCGAAAUGAUAAUCAGAAUGAAGAGAAUAAUAAAGAAAUAAAUGAACAUAAUAACAAUUUAAAUAUUAAUGACUUAAAUAGUAAUAAUUAUUUAAAUAAAAAUAAUAAUAAUUUAAGUAUUAAUAUAAAAGAGGAUAAAUUACAAUCCAAAUUAUCUGAAAAUGAAACACAACAAGAAAUCAAUGUAAUCAAUAUUCAAAAUGAAGAUGAUGAUAAUAUACCUUUGGGAAUUAAGAGAAUGGAAUUCAAUAAAACCAAUAAAACUGUAGAUGAAAGAAUUGUUAUCAAUAGUCAAGAAGAGUUAAUUAUGGAUAAAGUUAUAAUAGAUACAACUUUUAAUGUUAAUAGUAAUUCUUCUAAACAGGUUAACCAAUUUGAAGUACAAAAUAAAUUUGCAACAUCAACAAUUAAUUCCUUAUCAACUUCUACUUCUUCUAUUAACACAAACAUCACCACCACCACUAAUACAAAUAAUACCACAUCUUCUAUGGAGAUUCCAUUAUCAACACCCCGACCACGUCUUCCAUCAUCUCCAAUAAUUGAUUCUAGUCGUACACAAUCUUCACGUUCAAGUAUAGCAUCACCAACUUCACCAUAUUUCUCUUCUUCUCAUUUUCUACGUUCAAUACCUCCAACUCCAACCACUCCAUAUUUUCCAGCUCUCACUUCACAUUCAUCUGAGGAUUCUAAUCCUCAUUCGCCUGAAUUUCCACCCGAAUUUCCUUCUGAAUUUCCAUCCGAGUUUCCAUCAUCCGGAUUUCCAUCUGAAUCAACGUCAUAUAUAAUAUCUGAACCAAAUACACCUCAUAUUAUUUCUCAACCUUUAUUAGAGUUAGGACCUGAAAGUCCAUAUAAUUUAUCAUCACCUUAUUCAAAUUCACAUUCCCAUACUCAUAAUAUGUAUAUAUCUCCUGAAACGACUUUACCAUCUACUCCAUCAACUCCGCAAUUUCCACCAUCAAUUCAAGGUUCAAGAUCAACUACACCCCAAUUAACAGGAUCAACUUUAUUUGAUGAAUUAAAACAAGCCACAUCACAACUCCCUUCAAGUAUAAAUUCUUCAUUUAAUUUACCUAAUUCAUUCGAUUCACUUUAUUCACCUUACUCACCUGAAUCAUAUGAUAACACCCGAAAAUCCUCUACACCUCAAACACCUCAAUAUUCUCCACCAAUUUCACCUUCCUCUUUACCACCUCUUCCUCCUUCAUUACCAUCAACUCCAAUUUCAAAUUAUACAAUAAUUUCUACUUCACCAACACCAACACCAAUACUAGCAUCAAAUUCAUCAAUGUCCAAUUUAUCUUUUCAAAAUUCAUUAAUAUUAAAUUCUUCAUUUCCAAAUUCUUCGUUUCCAAACUCCUCAAUUCCAAACUUUUCAUUUCCAAAUUCUUCAUUGCAAACAUCAAAAUCACCAACAGAUUCUAAUAUUCCUUCAUUAAUACCAAGACCUCCAAUUAUAAGAUCAACAUCACCUCUUAUUAGACCACCACCAUUACCACUUCCACCAACUUGGCCAACUCUUAAAAAAACUAGGAAACCUGAAACAGAAAAAAAAGAAGACCAUUCGGAAACGGAUAAAUUAUCAAUUGAUAGAUUAUUUUAUCAUAGGCAAUCAAAUUCCAGGAAUGGAUACGUUGGCGGAGAAAAUAUUAAUGGAGAUGAAUUAAAUGAUUCAUUAAAUAAUUUGAAAUCAAAUGUUGAUAAAUUUAAGAGUAAUAUCAACACAAUGAGGAAUAAAGGAAAUAGAGGAAAUAGAGGAAAUUAUAAAGUAGUAGAAAUGAAUAAUGAUAAUAACAACAAUAACAAUAAAAAUAAUAACACUAAUAAUAAUAAUAACAAUAAUCUAAAGAUAGAUGGAGAAUUAAUAAAUAAUAUUGAAACAAAUAAUUCUUGCGGAUUUAAAUUGUGA